This is a messenger RNA of Prionailurus viverrinus (fishing cat), 1679 nucleotides long. RefSeq names its product protein phosphatase 1 regulatory subunit 36 (gene PPP1R36). Lineage: Eukaryota; Metazoa; Chordata; Mammalia; Carnivora; Felidae. The coding region runs from base 74 to 1300 and encodes 408 amino acids. Gene Ontology annotation, biological process: negative regulation of phosphatase activity. Gene Ontology annotation, molecular function: phosphatase binding. The transcript is spliced from 11 exons. The record is from RefSeq and is a predicted model, not a curated record.
CCCUGCGGCCACGGUUGCCCAGCGCGAGCGCGCAGUUGCCUGGGCAACAGUGAGGUGCUGGCUGGGAGAGACCAUGCAUCAGGUGACGGUGCCGGAGCUUUAUUCCCGGAGGAAGCGGACAGAGGGACAGGGGUCUUCCUCGCCGGAGCAAUUGGGAUUACGAUUAGGGAUGUGGUACUGGAAAGAUGAAACCAGAACUCUUGAAUUCAGAAGUUUUACACCUGCAGUAGAACUCAAGGAAAAAGGAAAGAGAGGCAAAGCAAUACACUUUGCUGAAAUUGAUGGUCCGGCUUCAGACAGGUUGACGGAUAAAAAGCUUGCUUCAAGAGACGAUAAGUCACUUAAAGCCUUAGAGAAGCGAGGUCAGCAGGGCAACGUGACGCUCCAUGAUGCUAAAUUUGUUGCUUUGUUUUUACUACAAGAUAAUGAGAUGCAGCGGAUCUGUUCCUUUACAACAUUUAUGAGGAAUAAGAAUCUUGACAAUUUCCUCAUGGCAUUAUUGUACUAUUUAUCUCAUUACUUGGAAAAAAUAGCCCUGGAAAAGAAACCCAAAAGCUGCAUGGUGGGGCUUGUAGAGAAGAAAGAGAUGGAAUUGGUUAUAAGGAAGUUAGAAGCAGCGCAGAAUUACCUGGCACAGAAGUACUGCGUCCUUGUCCUGGGCUUGGCAAUGCCUGAUAAGCAUCACAUGUGCUGCGGGAAGGAGAAAAGAUCAGAUACACAGAAAGACUGGAAAUUCUUUGAGUCCUUUUAUACUUUCUGUACGUAUGUAGCUUGGAUUGUGUUCCGACGUCAACACUUCACAGAGAUUGAGGAAGAAAUAGGAAGGCUCUUUCGUACCAGUAUGUUCAACAUUCCUCGGAGGAAGCGUGAGGAGGAAGAAUCAGGAGGGGAAAAGAAACGCAUGACUUUUGUACAAUUCAGGAGAAUGAUGGCGAAACGCCCAGCAAUUAAAAAAGCCAUUAACAUGCGCUCUCCAGUCAUGUCUACUCUGCUGCCAUCUCUCAGAGAAAAAGCUCAGAAUAUCUUUGAGAAAAAGUAUCCUCAAGGAGUCGUCAAACUCCCGGCCCCAAUGCAAGAGCACAUGGAAAGUCUGGACUCUGUGCUCAUGCCAAAAGUUGGCAUCUUGGGGGAGCCUCGAUGUCAGUUCAACCCCCAUACCCUCCUCCCCCUUGAACCAGAAGAAAACAAAAGAAUGUCUGGGAUACAUUCUUCCCUGAUAGAAAGAAAUAACAUGAGGAUCCAGGAUACACUGGACUUAGUCACGAGAACAUUGUCCUCUCAAACAACAUUCCCUAAAUAACCUGGUACAUUGCAGUUCUGUAAUUAAGUCCCUGCAUUUGAAGUAAACUACUUCAACUUAAUCACUUUAUAUAGGACUAAUAUUUAUUAUUAUUACGCUUUUUAAAUUGUUCAAAUUAUUUUGUUAAAAGUUCAACAGUGGACUAUUAAAAGAAAUUUCAGAAAGCUCUUGAAAAGCUCAUUUUCCUAUAUUUCCUAGUUUGCUUUGUUAUUUAGUUACUUCCUUGGCUUCUAUGUGACUAUUUAGAGUAACGUAUUAGAACGUUUAACCAGUGUUCUAGUAGACUAGUGAAGAGACAGUCUGUUUAGGGGGCGCCUGGGUGGCUCAGUUGGUUGAGCAUCCGACUUCAACUCAUGUCGUGAUCUUGCAGUUCGUGAGU